Aspergillus japonicus CBS 114.51 is the source of this 1780-nucleotide messenger RNA. RefSeq names its product proline-rich nuclear receptor coactivator motif-containing protein. Bases 410 to 1780 code for a protein of 456 amino acids. NCBI's taxonomy places the organism in Eukaryota, Fungi, Ascomycota, Eurotiomycetes, Eurotiales, Aspergillaceae. The transcript has 2 exons. The record is from RefSeq and is a predicted model, not a curated record.
CCCAACCCAGCUUCAGCGACUUCCUACAAUGUUUCCCCGCCUGCUUUCUUUACUCUGUCUUCCAUCGCUCGUCUAAAUGUGAGCAUGUCUAGGAUCUCAGGCUUAUACUUCUUAUCGUUCUCGUACUCAUUCCAAACUUGAUCUUGUACACAGAAGCUUUGCAUAUCUUCCCCGUUCACACCCUCCGAUCCAAGGCCAACUGGUUGGGCUACACCUCACCAUCAUACUGCUCAAUUGUCACUUCGUCGUCUCUUGAGAUUCUAGUGUCAGGUUAUCCAGUACAGGCUGCUGGGCACACUGCGUAGUACAGCGAAAUCUUCGCCUAAUUAUUUUGACUUGGCUCUACUUGUCAUCACGCUUGUUUUCUCAUUUCCGCUUCCGAAGCCGUGUCUAUCAAAGCCAUUUCACAAUGUCAACCCAAUCACCCACUCCUCCAACGCCAAAGGGUCCUCGAAACAAUCGUCGGAAUUCAAAAAGAAAUACCACGCCGCUGUCUCAGAAGGCCGCCUUACUGGCAACCCCGCCCUCGUCGCCACCGCGGAAUCAGAGUCCUGGCGGAACCGCCACUGACUCUUCUUUCAACUAUAACCCUAGUGCGUCUAAGAAGAAACCUGCGCGGACCAACAGAAAACCUCGCGAUGCAUCAAGGGCCUCUCCUGUUUCUUACAACGGGCACCGGCAUACCUCCUCGCACUCACACAAUCUUUCCACUCCCCAAGCGAAGGACAGCUCGCAUUAUGCAGGUCCUACCUUUCAUGCAUCGCCAGCGCCAUCGGCCCUUCCAAUACCAAGUUUUUUUUCUAAAUCGUUACCUGAGUCGGACAUUUCGUCGGGACUAGAAGCCGACAACGACAAUCUCGAUAUCAGUCCAGAAUCAGAAAGUACGCCCUCCAAAUCCAGAGUGCAUCCGGUCUAUGAGGAUGAAGGACGCCAACCCACCCCACUCGAUUUCCUCUUCAAAGCUGCAGUUGAAGCUCGAAAUGCUCAGCAGCCGCAUAGUCCGGAGUCGAUUAUGAGGAUAUCAUCCCCACAAACUGAUUCGAAAGCCCUUUAUAACCGCAGUACCAUCGGCGCUGGCGCUAGCGAUGGACUGUUCACAGCCGAUGUGGAUAGUCCUGAAAGCGGUCAAUCGCUUAUCGGGGCCUCGUUCGCUGCAUCCUACAAGGAUCGCAUGAACGCUCUACGAUCAGCCAGUUCACCCUCUCCUUCAACAGGCCACCUGGAUGAAAAUGAACGACAGGUCAAGACAGAGGCUUUGAAGAGCUUGCUGCUCAACCCUCGUCCUCAGAGACCGUCCUCAGCUUCAGUUACAGCCCAGAAACAACAUGGAAACUUCAGUGGGCAUCCUUCUGCCAAUCACAAUGUGCCUCACUUUGCGACUCCCCUAAGAGCAACUUCUGGGCCACCUGCUUCUUACUCGCAUGGCAAGUCCACCGAGCACCAACAAUCCGUUCCUGGCACCGGUUCGUAUUCGCCAUCAAUAUACACACAACACCACGAGGUUCUCUCAACGAAAGUUGGGAACAGACCGACUGUUCCUGGAGAAGCGCACUACCCUCCCCCACAUACAUACGGACAGCCAAGGUCUCCGCCUAAGUAUGUACAGUACCCAAUGUACUAUCCCCCACCUCAGCACUCUCCUGUGUCACGUGCCAUCUCGGUCAGUCCAGCUGCGCAAUCUGUCGAUACUAAGAAGAUGGAGGAUGAUUUGCGACGUAUAUUGAAACUUGAUGCGCCCUCCGGUGUUUCAGCUGGUGGCAUUCAAAGCUCAUUCGCCUGA